Effrenium voratum is the source of this 2793-nucleotide messenger RNA. The record is from the annotation of a GenBank genome assembly. NCBI's taxonomy places the organism in Eukaryota, Dinophyceae, Suessiales, Symbiodiniaceae.
GCCCCGGAAAAAGCUGCUGCUUAUUUUGUGUCCUCAGAGGCGAGUUAGCGACAGCUCUCGCGCUGUGCCAUGGCGGAUGAGCUCUGCGCCGAGCUGGUGGGAUCGAUUUUGUGCUGUAGAGCACACCUACGAGUACACCUCAAUCUCCAUCGGCUUGCGGCAAAUAGGCCUGGGCGAUGCCGACGCAGCGUCGCUGGCGCUGUCCUUGCGCAGCUUUCUGGCUCGCAAUGUUGACCCCAAUUUGCCUGUCCAGGUGGAUCUGGAUGCCUCAGACAACGACUUGGGGGACGCGGCGGCGGCCGGCCUCCUUGAGGCCUUGCGAGGCUGCCAGCUCCGAUCUGUGAAGCUGUACAAGAACCGGGUGUCGAACCAAAGUUGUUCGGCCUUGGCGUCUUUGCUUUGGGAGCAGAAGGAGCCCUGCGAGGAGAUCCACCUGUCGCACAAUGAGAUCGACCACCGGGGGGUCGCGACGUUGCUGGCCGUCUUGGCGAUGCAUGGGGCGUACCCCAGGACUGUCGAGCACUUGGAGGAGGCGAUUCCGGCAUGGCUGCGCUUAGAGCAGAACCAGGCAACGAGCAUAGAUCACCUGCUCUCCGUGCUUCAGAAGGACCCUGUGCGGCUCCGCUACUGCCCCGCUCUGCGAGAGGCGGGCUGCAGUGCCUUCCGCUGCUCCGAGGCAAAGGUCCGGGAGGAGAUGCCUCAUGUCCACCUCUUCGGCAUCGGCAAGCAGAAGGACCUCCCAGAUCUACCGGAGCUCCCGCAACUCGAGUCCAUGGCACUGGCUGUGGCAGACUCGGUGGUGGCCGGCAAGUUUGAGGCCAAAGUGGAGCUGCCUCUGGCGGUGUCGAUCCCGGCGACACCGGCGGCACCGGCGGAACCGGUCUGCACCCGUACGGUGCAGCUGCGGGUCGACCCGGACACUGGAGCUGGGCUGGAGAUGAGCGCCCAUUCGCACGGAUACCACGUGGAUGGCAUCGAGGAAGAGCCGGGCCAAGAUCUCGAACCGGGAGAUGUGCUGCUCUCGGUGGACGGUGAGGCGCUCUGGGGCGACCUUUCUGAGGACGAGCUCAGCGAGGCCUUCGGGCGCGAGUUCUCGGAGGGCGCGAACAUCCGAGUGGCCCGGGCAGCCGACGUGGAGGGCUCCUUGGUGUGGCAGGCGCUGGGCGCUCGAGUGCGGGCGAAGCAGCUGAUGUGGGCGCUGCGCCAAGACCUAGGCAUCAUGGGCGCGAGUCUGGGCGUGCGGGCGGAGUUGCAGGAGGUGGAAGAGGCGGGUGAGGAGUCCGCCUCGCUGGCGGUUCUGUUGGCAGGGCCCGCCAAGGCCCAGCGCCUCGCCCGCGCGGAGCUGCAGAACUUGGCAAGGUUCUACUUUCCGGAGCUUUGGAGCCACGCCUGGCCGGCUUGCUGCUGGGUGAAGGGGGCUCCAGCAGCGCGAAAGGACGGUGCAAGCCAAGGCCAAGUCGAGCAGCCCACAGCUGAUGAGAGCCAUGAGGAUCUGGCUUCCUGGGAGAGCGCUUUGCGAAAGCAAUGGGGCGAGGACGACGACAUUUUCGACGAAGAGCUUCCAGUGGAGCCUCUCGAGGCCCCGGACGAGGGCCCGGAGAUCUUCGAGGGCGAGACGAUGAUGCCGGAGCUGGACAUGUCGCGGCCCUUCCAGAUGCUUUUGCUCGUGGGGCUCCCUGGCUCCGGGAAGAGCACUUUGGCCAAGCGUCUGCACGGCUGGGACGUGGUGAACCAGGACACGCUGGGGGACCGUAAGGCCUGCGUUGAAGCCGCCCGGGAGCUGCUGGCAAAGAACCGGCGCCUCGUGGUGGACCGAUGCAACUGCACCCGGCUGCAGCGCCGCGUGUGGCUGGAGCUGGCGGAUGACUACGAAGCUGGAGUAGCCUGCAUUUGGCUGGACGUCCCGGAGGAGGUGUGUGGAGAGCGUGUCCUUCAGCGCUUCGGGCAUCAGACUUUGCCUGCCGAAGACAAGAGCCUUGCGGUCAUCGCCGCCUUUGCCCGGCGCUUCGAACCUCCCAUGGAGGCUGAAGGCUUUGUUCGCUGGCGGGUCAGGGAUGACGAUGACCUCGACGAGGCGCUCGCAGGGCACGCGGAGCUCGUCAAGGAAGCUGAGGCUGGCCUGCCGGAAGAUGACGACGUGCCGGCCAAACGCCGGCGGCUGGAGGCGCCGCAGGCUCUGGAACUGCACAGCCGCGCGGCGCGGGGCCACUUCCUGCGGGUGCUGCGGCGACAGGUGGAGUUCUACUUCUCGGACAAGAACCUGAAGAGGGACUGGUUCUUCCAGGAGAAGAUCGCCUCAGAGCCUGAGCCCGGCUGGCUGGAGCUUUGUUACAUCAUGUCGUGCCCACGAGUUCGCGACGUGCACCGCGCCAGCGAGCAAGAUGUCCUGGAUGCCCUGGCGUCGUCCUCGCUCAAGGUGAAGGAAGUGGAUGGCCGGCACUGGCUGGCGCGACCUCAGCCGCUGCCGCGUCUGGAAAUCGCCCGCCCGGGGCGGCCGAACUCGGAGCUGCUGCACGACUCCGUUGACCGAGAGGAGGACUACACUGAGGCAGCUCAAGAGGACAGUCGACCGGAUGCGUCCUCUGGCAGCCCAGAGGAAGUGGACCGCGCUCUGGAGCUCCAGGGCCAGGGCCGUCGAGCAGACGGGGAGAGCGACACAUCGGAGGAAGCCGCUGCUGAUCCCUACAUGUAGCUCGUGCAUGUAGCUCGCGGAGGAAGAAAAUGGGCGGCCUGAAACCAUGGGAGGGCCACUGGCUGGCGAGAGCUUCUCAGUUUUUCAAAUGCAAGAAAAGC